GGUCUUAAGUGAUUCCGCAAUGGAAUGUUCUAUAUUAAUUCCAGCAAAUAAUAUUUAGAAUGGAUUUUCGGAUAUAAAUACUGACAGGGACUGGAUCUCAAAUCAGAUCACCGAAGAUGAAGCUCGUAUUAGCAACAAUAGCACUUUGCAGUUUAGCAAUUGUGUCGCAGGCACAAUAUCGUUCGAUAAAAAUCGGUGGAGUACCACUACUUUACUCAUAUCCACGAUCACAAUGCUCGUGCCCACCGGGACCGCCAGGGCCACCAGGCCCGCCAGGACCACCAGGUGACAAUGGACAUCCUGGUCCAAAGGGUUCUCCAGGAUCAUCAGGACGGCCGGGACCACGAGGACCAACAGGCCCACCAGGACCGUUUGGACCACCAGGACCUUCCGGUGAUAUCGGUCCUGCAGGACCGCCAGGGGAAACUGGAUCAAAUGGAAGACCAGGCCCACAAGGCCCACCCGGACCUCCAGGCAAUGAUGGACCACAAGGAGCACCUGGACCACGAGGACCUGAAGGACCUCGAGGACAUCGUGGAGCUGUGGGACAUCGACCUUGGUCCCGAAAUGCAUAUUGGACCCAGGAAUAUCAAUCUGAAACUGAAACGCCUAAGGAAGCUAGUAAAACUGAAGACUCAGAUGAAACUCAAUAUGCCAUUGAGGUUUCAAGAUCAGCCAAUCCCACACCUUAUAAUCAAAGGAGUAGCUACCCAAAUACAAGGAAAUAUAGCAAUAGAAGAAAAUCGAGACCUGAAUAUGUAGAAGAGGAAGACGACGACUACGAGGAGGAUUAUGAAUAGGAAUGAUGUAAGGCUUCUAGAAUUAAUAUUUAGACUAUUUUGUAACAAAAUAGUUAUAACUGUAAUAAAUUAGUUCAAUCAAUUGUAA
Molecule: messenger RNA, 888 nt
Organism: Hermetia illucens (black soldier fly)
Lineage: Eukaryota; Metazoa; Arthropoda; Insecta; Diptera; Stratiomyidae
Product: cuticle collagen 1-like
Exons: 2
Coding region: 117-800 (227 amino acids)
Source: RefSeq, a predicted model, not a curated record